AUGGAGCGGCUGGGUAGGAAAGUGCAGGAGAGCCUAUGCGAGAUCAUCAAAGUUUGCGUCACUGCCGAAAGGCUAGCAAACUUCUCUUCUACAAACAAGGAAUUACUAGCAUUUCAACAACUGCUCGAUACAGGUUUCCAGAAAAUACUGACAUUCAACCCUGAGGCGCACCUGCAGGGCAUGGACCUGAUGUUUGCGCCAAACUUUACCACCCUGCAAUCCUACAUAAAGCGCCAGAAAAUUCUCUACCACAGCAAGUUCGGAGAGUUCGGAGUCAUGGAGGGUCAAUUCGCGGAGCCGUCUGGAGUAGCUGUUAAUGCUCAAGGCGACAUUGUCAUAGCAGACACCAACCGACAUCGUACCCAGAUAUUCGACAGAGCCGGCAGAUUCAUGUUACGCUUUGGAGAGUGUGGCAGGAAAGUCAGCCAGCUGCAUUAUCCGAGUCGUGUUUUUGUCGUUCGCGCUUUCGGCGACAUCAUAGUCACCGAGCGGUCUCCAACGCACCAGGUCAAAGGUUGCAACCAGUACGGACAGUUCCUGCGAAAGUUUGGUUCCUCAGUCUUGGAGCAUCCGCGCGCAGUCACUGUCGGAAUCAUCGCCGUUGAAUGCAAAGUGAUGCGCGUUAUCAUCUUCGACCUUUGGGGGAACAUCUUGAGUCAGUUCAGCUAUUCCGAACACCUCGGGUUCCCGAACGUCGUCGCAGCAAAUAACAAGGAUGAAAUCUUUAUCUCGGACAAUCGAGCCCAUUGUGUGAAGGUGUUCUCCUACGAAGGUGCACUUCUCAGGCUCACUGGUGGAGCGGGGGUAACCAACUAUCCCAUAGCUGUCUGCAUCAACAAAAAUGGUCAUCUGGUCGUAUCUGAGAAUCACCACUAUUUCCACAUCACGGUGUUUAUGCAAGAUCUGCUGAGUGCUUUCGAAAGCCACGUGAAGCAUGCAAAGUGCUACGACGUAGCCCUCACGCACGAUAACUCCGUCAUUAGCAAGGACUGCAAACUCUACAUUUAUCGCUAUGACCUGUCAUUGUUCUGAAGGUUGUAUGCACUAAAAUUUUCCGAUGAUGCUAUA
Molecule: messenger RNA, 1068 nt
Organism: Ornithodoros turicata
Lineage: Eukaryota; Metazoa; Arthropoda; Arachnida; Ixodida; Argasidae
Product: B-box type zinc finger protein ncl-1-like
Biological process (GO): negative regulation of translation
Molecular function (GO): translation repressor activity; protein binding; mRNA 3'-UTR binding
Source: RefSeq, a predicted model, not a curated record